Molecule: messenger RNA, 2424 nt
Organism: Sporothrix schenckii 1099-18
Lineage: Eukaryota; Fungi; Ascomycota; Sordariomycetes; Ophiostomatales; Ophiostomataceae
Exons: 3
Coding region: 1-2424 (807 amino acids)
Biological process (GO): proteasome-mediated ubiquitin-dependent protein catabolic process
Cellular component (GO): nucleus
Molecular function (GO): protein binding; protein-macromolecule adaptor activity
Source: RefSeq, a predicted model, not a curated record
AUGGCAGAAAACAAAUCUCCGUCUGCCAUCGACCCUGUCCUGACAUCUCGUGAUGAUGCCGCGCUGAUGUCCUCGCCACCCCGGCUGGCGGCCCCGUCCUUUGCCGAUGCAAGUGGAAAAGAACGCCGCCAGCCGUCCAUCACCCCUCGCAAGUUCCGCCGCUUCUUCACCCCUCGGUCUCGCGUCUCAGCCGAUCCCAGUGCCGCUCGACGGGCGCUCCGAGAUCUCACCGCCCGGUCUCUGAACCGGAACCUGAAUCCGUCCAGCAGCCCAUUGCACUUUGGUUCGAGCCCGCUGGCAGCCCGCGACAAGAGCAAUCGCUGUGUCGAUGAGGCUAGUCCCCUGCCUCGCACAACGAAAAGACGCAAGACGGGCCAUCAAACGCCCGAGACGUCGCCUCUUCGACCCGCGUCUGUGUUUCACGAUGCCGCCACGCCAGAGCCCGUAUCGCACACAGCCGUGGCUUCCAUGCUGCUGAGCCCUCUGGCUUCGUCACCGCUGCCCGCCCUUGUCGACGAGCCCGAGUCGGGAUGUGACGAGGACAAGUUCAGCAUGUCUGACGACGGCGAGCCGGAUCUGCCGUUCUCUGGACCAUCUUUCAAGAGGACGAUGCCACUGUCUGGGCGUGGCUUUGCUGGCCAGCUUCUCCAGCGGGAGUAUGGAAUGCCAUCCGGGGCUGGCAACCACCAUCUUCCCCGGCCUGUGGCAGACUGGAGAGUUGAGACCGCCAGCUUCUAUAGCUCCCACGACGACCUUCACUAUUGUUCCAGCAACGAUGUCCCGAACGGCCGGUGCAUUCCAUUCUGUGCUGCAGCUUGCAACACAAAUGGACUUGUUGCAGUCGGCGACGAGGAAGGACGAGUUCGGCUUCUCGACACCAGCACGGAAAACUACGGCAAGGAAUCCACCAGUUUCGGCGACAUCUACAUAUCCUUCCUAGCACACGGCAACGCAGUCAUCGAUCUUGCAUUUUCGGGUGACGACUAUCUCCUAGCCACUGCAUCGGGCGAUCAAACCGGCAAGGUCAUUGAUAUGAUGACACAGACGCCCAUCUCCAUCCUCGACCACCACACGGCCUCGCUCAAGCAGGUGCGCUUCCAGCCGGGCCGAGGCGAGGGCAACGUCCUGGCAACAUCGGGCCGGGAUGGCAGCGUCAAGAUCUGGGAUCUGCGGUGCAGAGGCGGCCCGGCGCAGGAAUUUACAGUCGAAGAACGAGCACACGGUCUUCAGUUCAGCCUUCCGAAGAAGAUCAGCCAGGGCUGUGUGGUCAACAGCAUCUUUGAUGCCCAUGCGCGGACGACACGCCCGACACGCCAGAUGCGCAAGGCCAUGCAGGCCGCCGUGGCAGCCGAUGUCACGACCCGGUGGGAAGAGCCUGGCCGCGUCGGCGAAGUGUCUGUGACCGCCAUUCAGUUCCUACCACCGGGCAAAGAGCACCUACUUCUGUCGGCCUGCGAGGCCGACGCGUCCAUCAAGCUCUGGGACAUCCGCAGCGUGCACACGUCGCGGCAAAAGGCGAGCAACCCGAUCUCGGCCACCGCACCGCCGGAGAGCCACUCGCAGUGGCGGCCGUUUGGCAUGUCCUCCAUGAGUCUGAGCACCGACGGUGCUCGGCUGUACGGCCUCUGCAAAGACAAUACGGUCUACGCCUACUCGACCUCGCAUCUUGUCCUGGGUUCCGCACCCGAGCUCUCGUCCAAGGGCAACGACCAUCCCAGGCGCCGAAAUGGCAUCGUGCAAGAGGGCCUCGGACCGCUCUACGGUUUCCGGCACGACAAGUUCCACGCCACGUCGUUUUACGUCAAGACGGCCGUGCGGCCCGCCAAGGACGGCCGCCCCGAACUCUUGGCCGUGGGCAGCAGCGAUGGCUGUGCCCUUUUGUUCCCGACGGAUGAGCGGUACUUUCUGGGCAACGGCGAGCAGUGCGACGACCGCGGCCCCGUCUUCGGUCUGGACAACAGCGCACCGGUGCCGAUCUUCACGUCGCCCUUUUCCAGAGCAAGCUCGCUGCCGCGUCCAGUGGCGGCGGACAGCGAUACCAGCAACAAUGGCGGUGGUGCUGCUGCCGCCUCAGCCACCACCAGCAUGCCAGGCCCGCCCCGACGACCUGGUGGCCUUUUCCGCACCAACAGCAUGUCCAGUGUGCCAGGCCGGCUCGUCGACACGAUUCCGAUUGUGCGCAACGGCACCGCCUUGGUACGUGGCCAUGAAAACAAGGAGGUCGGUGCCGUGUGCUGGACGCACGACGGCAGUCUCGUGUCGGUCGGUGACGACCAUGCCAUUCGCUGCUGGCGCGAGGACCAGGAGAAGGCGGCGGCUCUCCGCAGUGGUGGCGAGGGCGAGGGCCGCCGGUGGGCGUCAGGCUGGGCCGACAUGGGGGAGAACUGGGAGGACGAUGUGGACGAAUGGUGCGAGGAAGAGUGA